AUGCCUUACAAUUGCUGCUCUGGAAACUUCUCCUCCCACUCCUUUGGGGGUUACCAGUGCUAGCCAGGAUUCUCCUGUGGCUCCUUCUACCCCAGCAACCUUGUCUACAGCAGACCUCUGCUCUCCCAACACCUGCCAGCUGGACUCCUCUCUCUACAGUCAGGAGACCUGUUAUUCAGCAGCUGCAACUCCUUGAGCUCUGGCUCUGAAAGCUGCUACUCAUUGGGCUGUGGAUCCAAUGGCUUCAGACCCAGGGUUCCCUCUGUUAGUAGCUUUCCUCCGUUCCAUUUGUAA
Molecule: messenger RNA, 294 nt
Organism: Balaenoptera musculus (blue whale)
Lineage: Eukaryota; Metazoa; Chordata; Mammalia; Artiodactyla; Balaenopteridae
Product: keratin-associated protein 23-1
Source: RefSeq, a predicted model, not a curated record